Diaporthe batatas is the source of this 876-nucleotide messenger RNA. RefSeq lists its product as uncharacterized. The record is from RefSeq and is a predicted model, not a curated record. NCBI's taxonomy places the organism in Eukaryota, Fungi, Ascomycota, Sordariomycetes, Diaporthales, Diaporthaceae. The coding region runs from base 105 to 467 and encodes 120 amino acids. The transcript has a single exon.
CCACUACUGUCAUCCACUAAGUCGAACUCAAUAACUAUUUUAAUAACUGCAACUUUUUCCGUGCAUCCCGACCGACUCUACCCAAACACUUCCAGUCGACAAUUAUGCCUUCCUUCAGCUUCUCCUCGACGGCCUUCUCCUCCAGCGAGACCCGAAACGGCAGCACGACCACCCACUCCUACACCGAGGAGCGGCGCUCAGAUCCAAGCGGAACUACGGUGCGCACCACGACCCAGAAUGACCCCGACGCACCCCCAGUACAAGAGGUGCGGUACUUUGAUGCCGGGGGGCAUGAGGUCCCUGCGGAGAGAGCCGCCCACAGGGGCCUUGGCGGUGCCACCCCGUCCCGUGACAGCAGCAGACGCAUCGAGGAUGUGAGCGACCGCGAGAAACCAGAGAGUGAGGUUGAUCGCCUGUACCGGGAGCGGAUGGAGGACGAGUAUGCGAAGAGGGAGGGUGGUGCUUGAUUCAUGUGCCCUGGAGCGUCGAAGUUGGAAGCAGGCAAGAAUUGAUUGGGCGCUGAUGAGCUGUGAUGAGGCGGUUAUAGCGUCAUGGAGACACAGAUCAGGUGUGGGACACUGGCGAGAUGUCGCAAAAGGGUCGGAAGGGCGCCGGCUGCGCGAUAGGAAGGGCCAGAGACUGACGAGAGAUUGAUGAGUCCAUGGGGAAGAAUUACAGCAACCGCAACGUUCCAUGGCAUGUCGUGCCUGGUGUCCCUUUGAGUUACUGGAUUUGCUACUUUGCACUGUUGGGAAUUAUCUCGGAGCCCACAUCAACGGUCCAAGGCCUGGCGGCAACUGUCCAAAGUUCACCGCAAGGCACAUUGUAUCAGGGCACAGAGUAGUCACAAGAGAAUUGAUUACCAAUAUUAAGUCG